UAUUAAAAAAGGUGAUGUUGUCUUUUUAACUUAUAACCUUUUUUGUCUUUUUAGGUCAGAGCAUUACAAGUUCAGAUAAAAUUUAGCUACAACAAAAAGAAACUAUGCAGGUUUUUACUAGGAUGAAUGUAUCAAAGUUAUCACGUCUUACCUGGUGCUAGAAAAUACCAUACAGUAUAAUGUCUCAGCAUGAGAAUGAGCUUGUUACGCUGGACAAUAUCGAAGGAGCAGCUCAACAGAUUGAACCAUAUGUGCAUAAAACUCCUAUACUGACUAGUACUUUCAUAAAUGAUUUAGCUGGAAGAAAUCUAUAUUUUAAAUGUGAAAAUUUUCAGAAAACUGGAUCGUUUAAGAUUCGAGGUGCUGUUAAUUCCAUUCUCAAAUUAAAAAAGAAAUGCGAAGAAGAUGUAGUUGUGGUAACUCAUUCAAGUGGAAAUUAUGAGGCAGUUGCAUAUGCAGUCUCUUUGCUGGGCCUUAAAAGUAUUAUAGUUGUACCUUCAAUUGCACCACAAGUAAAAAAAGAUGCGAUCAAGGGAUAUGGCACUAAAGUUGUGGAGUGCGAGCCUUCACCAAAGUUAAGGCAUGAUACUGCAACUAAACUAUUAGAUAAUCUGGAUGGUAAAGGAGAGUAUAUUUCCUCUUCUGAUCAUCCUUUUGUUAUGGAAGGCGGAGGAAGUAUUGGUUUGGAGAUGUUGAGUGAGAUACCACAGUUGGAUGCAGCUGUUGUCCCCAUAGGCACAGGUGGAGUUUUAGGUGGUAUUUCUGUUGCGUGUAAAAAAUUGAAACCUGACAUGAAAGUUUUUGGAGCUGAACCCGAGCUAGCUGACGAUGCCUUUCAAUCCCUGCGUACAGGACAGGGGAUUAUUUUCAAAGAAUACCCAAAAACGAUAGCAGACGGACUUCGUAUGAGUGUCGGUGUUCACACGUGGCCUAUUUUGAAAGAAAACGUAGAAGAUAUUUUUACGGCAUCCGACGAGGAGUUAGUUCGUGCAACGUUCUUGUUGUGGGAACGAAUGAAAAUAGUUGUUGAACCUUCAGGUUGUAAUGGACUUCCUGCUGUAUUAUCACAAAGAUUUAAAGCAAUACCCCCUGAAGUAAAGAAUGUGGGGAUAGUUUUAUCAGGGGGUAAUUUAGAUUUGAAAAAUAUACCAUGGGUUACACAUUCUUAGGAAGAAAAUAAAAAAUUAUAAAUUAAUUUUAAUAAGAUGCAAAUACAUAUAUUUUUAUAUAUAAGUGUAUUGGAAUAAUUAGGUGUAUUAAUAAAGUUUAAGGAUUUGGUGAAACUCAUCAACUACAAUCGUGUUUAUAUUUUUUUAUGGAAAUGAUAGGCUAUGUUUAUCUAUAUUAUAAUAUCCGUAUACGUCUGUCCGUCCGUCUGUCACGCAAAAUGGUAGCUUAGCUGCGCAGGUAGCCAGACGCACGCAAUGCGGUAUAAAAAGGACGGGCGAACCCGUGGAUUUUUCCACGGGCUAACGACUAGUUAUUUAAAAUUGCCAAACAACAUGGCCUAAGAUUUUGUCAAAAAUAUAGUUUUAAGAAGAAUUAUUUUUAGCAAGCAUUUUUUAUGAGGAGUGUAAAUUUAUUCUAAACUAAGAUCAAUUAUUUCGGCGUAAGGCAUUGUUUAUAACCAAAAUAGACUAUUAACGAUUUACAAA
Hydractinia symbiolongicarpus is the source of this 1655-nucleotide messenger RNA. RefSeq names its product serine racemase-like. Gene Ontology annotation, molecular function: serine racemase activity; ATP binding; pyridoxal phosphate binding. The record is from RefSeq and is a predicted model, not a curated record. NCBI's taxonomy places the organism in Eukaryota, Metazoa, Cnidaria, Hydrozoa, Anthoathecata, Hydractiniidae. Gene Ontology annotation, biological process: L-serine metabolic process; D-serine biosynthetic process; pyruvate biosynthetic process.